GGGCGCCCUCGGACAAUGAUUUGGCUCACAUCUCUCAUAAAAAGGUGACAAGAUGGCUGCCUAUGUGGACGAUCCCGAGGAUGACAAAAUUGAUGACUACUGGAAUACAUCAUCUAGGUCUGCUCGGACCAAAACCUCCAACUUCUUUGACGAUUUCUCACCAAAUAACGAUGAGAGGAGUGUGUUUGGGGCGGAUAAGAGUCAAGCUCUCUCCUUCAAGGAGACGAUGAAAGCUGCUGGCCUGGGAUUGGAUGAGGACGAUGAGGAUCAAGACACCAUCAUUGGCUGGGAUGGAAAGCUGUCGUCGGUGAAGUUCAGCACCAAGGGAGCAGGCCAGUCUGCACCCCCUCGACCCUCCACCCUACCGCCCUCAGCCAGGGGCACGGUGAAUGCCUCCCCCAGGCCGGCAAGCACUGGUUCAUCUCCGUACCCUAUGGGCACUUCUUCCAGCAUAACAUCAGCCCGGAGGCAGUCGGGCGGCACCAGGAAUGGAGCUGCACUGCCCGCUCCUAGUCCUGGCCAGAGUGAUGUCCGGCCACACUCUGCAAGCUUCUCGACUGAAGGCACCGAGAAGCGGGCAUUGGAUGAGCGAUCAACUCACAGCACUGGUUCCUCUUCAGCAUCAAUAGAAGAUGCUAUUAAACGAGACUCCAAGCCCACACUCGCCGAGGUGUCCAAGCUCCAGGCUGAGGUGCAAGCGCUGAGAAGGAAACUGAAGAGUGUUGAACGAGGGAGAUGGGAAGCCCUCCCUGUGGCUGACACAGUUACCCGUAUCAUCACUGGAGAGCCUUACUCCCUUGAGCCUUACAGGUCUCUACAGGACAAGCUGUCGCUCCUUGAUGCCGCUAUUGGCUACCAUGAUGGCAAUGCUAUCUUAACUAUCGUCAUGUUCUUAAAAAGGACCCUAUCCAAAGCAGUCUUCUGUGAGGAGAUAAGGAGAAGACAGGUGGCUGCCAGCCAGUACAUUGCCUUUAUCAAGAAGCACAAAGAGAAGAGGGACAUCGUGGCUAGCGAGAUGGGAGAGCUGGGAAGGAUAGAAGAUGCCGCUUUGUGGCGAUACAAAGAAGCAACUGAAAAUCAAAUACCUCAUGGACAGCUGAUGAACCUGAAGGAAGUGCACAGCUUAUGUUUUGACAAGUCGACUACCUUAGCCACAGAGGCAGAGUACAUCAAAGAACAUAUUGAUCUACUUAACAGACAGCUCCAAAUUGAGGCCGUAGAUGAGAAAGCCCAAAGGGAGGGCAGGCAACCGUUCAAAGAAUGUCCCCGUAAAUCCAGCAUCUUAUUCAAGUCGGUUAUCACCACCCUCUUCUAUUGCUGUUACUAUCAUUAUGGAGAACCAGAGGUCAGCAUGAGCAGUCCCCUGGCCCUGCGUCAGUUCCACAAGUUGACGGAGAAGCAGUACUUGUUUACGGCGUUGUUGUCUCGGAUCAAGUUGAGGCGGUGGCUAGACCUCGACGCCUUGUUGACAUCAAAGAACUGGAGAGGGAAAACCAUGAUGAAGUCGGCCGUCAAGUUUGAACAAGUUGUGGAGAUCCUUGUGGAACAAAAUGCCCCACAUGAUGCUCUGGACAAAUACUUGAAGCUCAUUGAGGACCCGGAGUCACGCAUCUGUUUGGCGACGAAGCUCGAUCGGCACGCAGUGGUGGUAGACGCCCUGAUCCAGGUGAAGGAUCGCCAACGACUGCUCAAGUACCAGAGCAAAGUGCCACAGGGUACUCCGGAAGCUAGACGCAUCGAGGACAUCAUGAGAAACUCGACAUUCAAGUGGAAGAAUUGAUCUGUACUGGCAUCACUGAAGAACAUUCCAGUUUACUUUAUGAACAACUUAUCUCUAUGGAUAUUUUUAACAUGUGGGUAGUCUGUUGAAAGGUCAAGGGUCAUCUGGAAUUGUCAGUAUUCGACGCCAAGAAGUGCUACAAAGUUACCUUUGUAUUUUUAAGGUGAUCUUUGAGCUUUUUGGGUGUUGAACUGAACACUUAAUUAUUCCCUGUGCAAGUCUAGUUGUCCUCAAAGGAUUGGAUGAAAAAUGGUGUGAUAACAAAGUGAUUUAACAUUUAAUGACAGGAUUUUGCUGUAAAGAGCCACUAAAAUCACACCCAAGGUAUCUUGCUACACAAAUGUCAGAUUUCUAGUAAGAGCAAGAUUUAAGGCAUGAAGUUCAAAUGCAGUCGGCAGUCUGACUAUACAUUGACAUGCCAACUCUUACCCAGAGCCCUCCUGAAAUCCUUGUACAUGUUCUUGGUGUCGUUAUACCACUGUGUUGAAUUCUGUGCAAAAGUUUCCCAGCUGAAGUAUCUCAGCUUCCGCACAAACAGUGAAUGUACUGCACAGAAAGUCAUAUGAAGCCUUAGUACUGUGUGUUGUCUCAACAGUGGAUCUGUCCUUUUUUUCCCUCCAUAUUGUAUGUUUGCAUUGAUUUUUACACAAUCCAAAACGCCGAGGUCUAUUGUAAAUCAUAUCAAGUUCUGUUUUGUAGCUCUAUGGUUAGAUUGAGCACGGUUUAGGUUAACCUUCUGUGGAUAUCUGAAGUUCCUGUAUUUGAAUUAAUUUUAGCAGAUUCUUGCCCUGAGGAGUCUUAUUUUUGAUAGAGUGGGCCACAUUUAUGUGAUGUUUUGAAAUCUGUGCCACAGGUCAGUGUUCAAGAGAAUUGGUAAUUGAAUCAUGUCCGUUGAGGUUCAAUGACCUGUCAAAAGUGGGACAUGAAGUGAUGGGUACAUGUCUUCGACACGCAUACAAUUGGAAAAAUUGUGUUUGUGUACUUCAGAUAAACAGAGAGAACAGAUGGGAAAAUUACUGACAAGAACUAUCAAUCAUGAGUAUUAAAGAUUAAAAAUUCAUUUUGAUACAUAAUUUCUUAUUGGUGAAAAUUUAUUUAAUAUUCAAAAUAAGUUUUAAUAAAUUUUAAAUGCAGGAAAACCUGUUUGUUUCUGGUUUGUUCAUGUGAUAGUUUGUCUACAGAAUACAUUUUAAAAUGAGAUAGCUCAUCCUUGUACACAAAUGUUAGGAUUCUACUGAAACGGGCAUCUUACUUGAAAACGUAGAGAACCCCCAAAAUAAUGUUACAAAUGAGGAAACAAUAUUCGUUUUAACACAAGCCAAAACUUAACUUAGUAUACAUGAUGUAGGAAGGAAACAUGCAAACAAUGAUUUGAAUUUCUAUAAAAUGUGAACAGUUUUGGAAAACUUGGAAGCUUGAAGUUUAAGGAAGAAUAAAGCUGAUGUUUAUAAAAUGUUUACUUUUCACAGUUUUGUUAAACUCUACAUAGGGCGACAGUAAUCUUUUGAAAAAUCUGGUAUUUAUAUUUUGAAA
Molecule: messenger RNA, 3313 nt
Organism: Acanthaster planci (crown-of-thorns starfish)
Lineage: Eukaryota; Metazoa; Echinodermata; Asteroidea; Valvatida; Acanthasteridae
Gene: vipas39
Product: VPS33B interacting protein, apical-basolateral polarity regulator, spe-39 homolog
Biological process (GO): vacuolar transport; intracellular protein transport
Cellular component (GO): cytoplasm
Source: RefSeq, a predicted model, not a curated record